AUGCAAGCCGCAAGCACGACUUGCUCCGUUGAAAAUCUUGGCCCGCGAGCCAGCUUGGGGGGUUUACAGCUGGUCCACCUGGCUUCUUUUUUUCCCUUUUUGUUUUCUUUUCUUGCAUGGUACCGGAUGGAAAAGUACACUAUGGGCUUGAGAGUUAGCCUCAUAUCUCGCUUCACACCCUGCUCUAUGCCGUCUGGCUUGCUUCGUUGCAAGGACGCAAUGGCUCUUUCUACGAUGGCCCCUCUGGUUUUCGCAAGAGCCACUUUCGCCUUGUAUGAAGACGGGCUCGACGAGCUCGGGAUGUGUCGGGGAACGAAUCACCUUGGACUUUGCUUUCUUUCUUGA
Messenger RNA from Colletotrichum graminicola M1.001, 345 nucleotides. RefSeq lists its product as uncharacterized. The record is from RefSeq and is a predicted model, not a curated record. The transcript has a single exon. Bases 1 to 345 code for a protein of 114 amino acids. NCBI's taxonomy places the organism in Eukaryota, Fungi, Ascomycota, Sordariomycetes, Glomerellales, Glomerellaceae.